Molecule: messenger RNA, 3066 nt
Organism: Cydia strobilella
Lineage: Eukaryota; Metazoa; Arthropoda; Insecta; Lepidoptera; Tortricidae
Gene: twy
Product: fas-binding factor 1 homolog
Exons: 11
Coding region: 46-3015 (989 amino acids)
Biological process (GO): cilium assembly; establishment of epithelial cell polarity
Cellular component (GO): ciliary transition fiber; ciliary basal body; centriole
Source: RefSeq, a predicted model, not a curated record
AUUUAAAGUUGAAAAUGUUAUGUUGUGCAUUUUUGUAACCUUACAAUGAGUUUUAGUUUAGACGAUCCUUUAGCGGGUAUUCUUAGUGAUGGCAGUGAUGAUAGUUUCUUUGAUGAUGAUAUACUGGGAAAGAAAAAACCUGCCAAGAAGAAAACGACACCCUUAGCUGAAAAGAAAAGUGCAUUGUUCGAUUUGGGUACUAGCGAUAAGCCAAAGCCAACAACGGAAGACAAAAAUGAAUUUCCCUCUCCUGAUUUUAAAGCGGACAAGCGAAAACCCCAGUCUCCUGCUACGUUUACCAGAACGGUGUCUAAAGAAUCAAUUAAACUGCAGCCAUCCGAUUCUAAAAGUAAAACAGACUUUGAUAAACCUGCCCUUGGAAAAUCGCCAGCAAAAACUAGACCUAGCACUAGCGGGGGGUCGCAAGACAUACUGGGUGACCUUAUCCCAGAGACGAAAAAAGAACCAGGCAAAUCUUUAGCGAGAGGUAAAAGUUCACAGUCUCUGUUAGACGAUAUCCUCGGAGGGUCUUCAACUAAAACGGGUGGCUCUAGCCAGGCAGCCCGGCCAGCCACUGGUGCGAAAAGCCAAGAAUUUGAUUUUGAAUCGUUUCUGGGAAAGAGCGAAUCUAAGCAGACUGUGUCGUCUACUAAAACUACAAUUCAAAAGCCAGUUGUAAAAGAAAUUAAGAAAGAACCGCAGAAGAAGUCAAAAGGCAGCGAAGACUGGUUGGGUAUUUUUCAGAGAGAGGAAGAUGAAGUGGAAGAUGAUACUGAUAUGCCAUCCUGGCUGGCGGGUGGGGAUUCUAAAAAGAAGAAAUCUGCGAAAAGCGAAGACAAACCUGCACCUAAAACGAAACAAACCGUUGAAGAAAAACCCGAAAACGCACCUGUUAUUGAAAGAGAAACUGAACAGUACCCUCAAUUUGAUUCAAAAUUGGACCAGUUUUCUAAGAUGGCGACGAGUAACAGCGUAAUACAGGGCAGUAAUGAAGAUAUAACGGCGGAAGGAGCGGCGUUGUAUAUGCAGCAACAGGAGGCACAGUUAAUGGUUGCUUUGCAGCUUAAAGCGCAAGAAGAAAAAUUGGCUGCCAUGCAGAUGCGUCAGCAAGAAACGCAACGCAUACAACGCGAGGCGGCCCUUGCGCACCAUUCUCAAUUCGACGCCAUGUUAGCACGUCAAGCGGAGCAUCGCCGGCAGAUGCAGGCUGUGAUCGCUGCGCAUCAGGAUCGCAUCACGCAACGAAUACAGGCUAUGCUAGGAGCGGCUGACACCAACCCUGAAGGUGCUGAUAUGCCUGAACACGGCCCACAAGGCUCGACAGAACGCCAAGAGAGCCCGCAUGCAAAGGAAAAGAAACAGUUGCUGCAGCUGGUGCAGUCGCUGCAGGAGAACCAUGACAAGGAGAUUGAUCUUAUGGAGACUUCUUACAGACGUCAACUAGCUUUUCUAGAGAUAUCUCUCAGCCAAUCCGAAGAGCGCAUGAAAGACGAGAGCGAAAAGUUAAUAAAAUUUUAUUCAGAAAAAAUCAAUUGGUUGGAAGAACAUCACGCGCUUUUCAAAAAACUUGCUGAAGAGAAUUUGAACUCUCUUACAGGUCGACAUACAGCUGAAACUGAAAUACUAAGACAGCAACACGUGGACAAUGUUCGUGUGCUGCAAGAACAUCAUGCGUCGUUGAUGGAGAAUAUUAAAAACGCUGUAAAACAAGAACAGUUGUUAAUUCAGGAUUCAGCUGGGUUUUCGUCAAAUUUGCAGGAGUUGGUAACGGACGUUAAGGAAAGCAAAUUCCAAUGUAUUUCCCUUGUCGAAAAAGUCAAAGCUUUGGCGGAAAGCUCCAAACAUGAUAAUGAAAAGAGCUUACAGAUCAGAGAAACACAGAUUAAUGAAAUGAUACAACAGUUAAAAAAGGAAAGAGGAAACUUCGAUGCUGAAAAGUCAGAGAGUAGAGACAUGGUGAAAAUGUUGGAAACAAGAUUAAAGCAAAUGACAACGAUGAUAGAGGAUGAAACUGCUUCAUUAAAACAAAAGAAAAUGGAGUUCGAAUUUGAAAAGGCAACUUUUAGCAAGCAAACAGAAUUUGCUAAGAAUGUUCUUAAACGGCAGGACGAAGAAAUGAAGAUGCUUAAAGAAGAUAUCCAAAGAGAAUACAAAGAGAAGAUAGCUAAAAUUGAAGAAGAUAAACAAAAAGCUCUGAAGGAUGUUGCUCUUGUUGCCAAGGAAAAGGCUUCGACGCAAAGUCUUAAACAAGAAAUAGAGAAAUUGAAGACUGAUCUUCAAGCUCAACUAGAGGAAGUUACUGAAGAGCGAUCGAGGUUGAAUAUAGAAAAGCAGCAAAUGCACAUGGAGGAGCAAAGGAUGUUUGCCAAGAGUCGAGAUUUAGAUCUUCUAGCCAAGACAGCGAUAGAAAAACAAUCACAAGCCGAUAAAAAAUAUUCUGAAGCUGAAUUUAUUCAAAGAAAAUACGAAGAAAGGAUACGUAGAAUCCAAGAACAUGUAGUAUCUUUAAAUAAUAGAGAAAAACAAAUAGCAAAAGAAAAAGUAGCUCUCUCAAGAGAAAGACUAAACUUGCAUAACGAAAGAAAGCAGAUGGAGGGAAAACAGCAGUGUUCUGUAUGUAAAUCUGUUCAAAGUGCCCCUCAGUAUAAUUUUGAUUCGUCAUAUUUACCAGAAACGUUUCUACAAAUGCCAGUGUCUAGAGAUUUUGGAAAUACGCAGAUGACUUCGGCCAUGACAGCGAUUGAACAAGAAAUGGCGCAUUUAAUGGGACAAAGUUUUAGUCUCAGGCAUACUCCCGGUUUGAAUUUGAAUCGUGAAGAGAGGCUUAAUGCAAACGAUGUUAGAAAUGCUGAUGAAAAUAUACAGCUGGGUGAAGUUGAACCAGGGACUUUUAAGGACUACAUGGACCCCAAAUUUAUGAUGCUGCGUUUAGAUGUCCAGCAAGUAAUAAGUAAUUUAGAUCAAAAUAAGACUGAUCAAGUAGGGCCCACAGAAAACGACCAACAAGAAGACUAAGUUAAUGUAAGCAGAAAUUUCCUUAUGAAAGAUAAAAUAAAAGACUGAAUU